AUGUCUUUGGAAGACGAAAUUCUCUCUAAAUCGUGUAAAGAACGGGCACAUGCAAUAUCCAACUUAGAAAAGAGCUGGAUUGCAGAUAAGUCGAGUUAUUCCAAUCUCAUACCUACGUUAUUGAAAGAAAAGAAUGUUGUCGUUCUCGAACAACUCAUUCCCUCUUUCAAGGUAUUGCCCUACACGGCUGACAUUGCGGUUUUUGUUAUCCAAAAUUUCAAAACCCCGAAGCUAAAACCGAAAGUUGUGGAUUACCUCAACUGCAAAAAGAAGCAAUUAGACAUUCAACUGCUCUUUGGUUUGCUUGAGGACAAAAAUCCCAGGUUUGUUCAGUGUUUGUUGUUAUAUUUGAUAGAAUAUUACAAUGUUCAGGGGCUUCCCACACCUGAACAAAUAGAAACUAUCAAAAAAACACUUUCAAACGCUGAUGCCAGUAUUAGAAAAUGCAGCGUUGCAAUGAUGCAGAUUUUCUAUGGUCGGGACAAGACCGUGGACUUGUCCGACUUAAAACCUAUCAUUAAGAAAGAGAUAAUGGAAGGAACAAGUGCGAGCGAAAAAAGAGAAGUUAUAAACAACAUUAGCGAGUCAAACACGCAGAAAACACACCGUGUCGUGACAAGUACAGACAGCUCGUUUGGGUGUGAAGUUGAUAAGGCGUUAAACCGGAAUAUAAAGAAAGAAGAGGAACGCGUAAUAGAAUCUGAAAUACCAAGAGACAAAAUUCCCGAUGAUAAACUUAGAGCAUUUAUGGAAAACCUUGAAGAUAAGAGCUGGAAAAUUCGGUUAGACGCUCUGCAACAACUUCAAAAUAGCACAUAUGAUCUAUAUACACUUACCAAAGAGAUUACUAGACGGCUAAGGGAUCCCAAUAACAUGGUAUUUUUGCUGGCUUUAAAUCUAGUAAAAGACCAGCAUCUGGCAUUUGAGAAGGAAGUGUUGCUGCAAAAACUUGCUGACAAGAAGUUACAAGAAAGAAUUAAGGAAGCGAAUGUAAUUGAAGUUUCUAAGGAGGAUUUUAGUACACAGAAGAAUCCCGAAGUCCUCAAAAUGAUGAUUGAGAUUCUGCUCUACCAGAAAAACAAAGAAUUUAAGACAGUGGUCAAUCAGUUCAGUGGCAGUGCCAGGAAGGAUCUGAGAGAUGCUGUGUGCGAGUAUGCCGAUUUUUGUGAGGGAAAGGUCAAAACCGGCAACGAACAAAAUACCAACACAACAAAUUUGAAUGCAGCAAUCGAUAAGACGUCGGUGGAACCGUUAACAAUCAUUGCGCAUGGUUCUGGCAUUGCGAAAACUGCACCCAACUCCCCUGUCAAGCCGAUAACAGUUUCUGCCAAAACGGGUUUGCAAGAGGAUAUGGUAGAAGAUAUUACAAGGAUCGACUGUGAACAAAACAAGAAUUACAAACUGCCGACUACACAAGAGCAGCAAAAUGUGAUACUGCGUUUUACAAAAAGAUAUGCGUUCACUAGUGAGAAGGACUAUAAGAACAAACUGGAAAUGAUGAUGAAAGAUGAAGAGCGUUUGGUUCACGAGCAAGAUUUACUUUCAUACGUGUAUUCAGUUAAAGAGCACAACAAAGUCAUAAAUUUGCAAUUUCUUCGUAUAUUGAGCGAACAAUCGGGCAUUGAUGUAUUUUUGCUUUGUGAAACAUUCGUUAGAACGUUUACCGACGACCGAAUCUUCGAACAACUCCUAACUAUCCUACAGACAUGUGAUGAGAAAAAGACAAUAUUGUAUUUCUUGGCGUUCAUCAGGAAGCACAAAAAGGGAAAGCUUUUUGAGUGUGCAGUCAAAAUUUUGAGGGGAAUAAUCAAGAACUGCUCCGUAGAUUUAGAGCUCUUUGACAGUAGCAGAUAUAUGGGAAAAGAAAAGCAGUUAUUGGCCGAAUUGAGAGACGCGAUCGGUCGAAAUAAUCAUAUAAUUCGAGAAAAUAGACAAAAACAGCGUUUUAGAGAAGCGAAAAUCAGAGAAACAGAAAAGAAGGAUGUUGUCAAUGAGCAUUUGGAUGAGCAAAAGAUCGAGUACGCUGUCGUAGAAAACGAUAAGUCUAUAAAUUCAGUGGCAACGGGUGCACCUGAAGUAAAAGUUGAGCAAAAAGAUGUAUCUAAUGAUCCAGGGAGUUUAUCAGGCAAUCAUGAGGAGGGAGAAUUUCAUAUACAGAAUUUUCAACCGUUCGUACAAUAUUCGCAAAGGAAAAAGGAUGGAAAAGAUUUUGAAAAUUAUUUUACAGAAGAUAUAAAAACAUUAUUUGAGGCGAGGAGGAUCGAAGCAAGUGAUUUUAUCAUAAAACAUAUUUUUGAAGAAAAGGAGUGCUUGUGUGGAAGAAAGGAGAGUACUGAUUGCUGUUUAAGAGAGCUUAUUUCAUACUUCACUGCAUGUAACUAUGUUUUAAGCUCAUAUGAGGCUGAGAAAUUGGUGCAAAUGAUCAAGGAUGAAAAAUUGUUGCGAACGAUGGAAAGAAUAUACCCAAAGACUAAAAUAAUGAUGCUGAAAAAUGAGAUGAGUAAUUUUAAGAACCACAUUGGGCGAUCUUUUAGAAUGAGGGAGUAUAACAUGUCGCCUCUGACAAAGAAGAAUAGAAUCAUGGCAGAUGGGAACAUAAAAAUAGGGAGAUUGAGUAUUAAGAACGACACGCACAUACAGGGGGUGCCAACAUUUUCGCUUCAUAAUGAGGUUAUUCGUAGUAGAAAGCUUAGCUCGGAGAAAUUUGACAAAAAGGAAGGGAACAGCUAUUACACAAUUACGGAUAAAUCUUUCAAUGACUCAUUGAAUAUUGAUGGUUCGCUCAACGAUUCACCGAUCCGAAAAGACGGCGUGGGGUCCCCCGCGCUGUCAACUAGAAAACGCUCGUUGGAAAGCUCUCCUCGUUCGUUCCAGAAGUAUGAACUUUUCAGAAAGAGCUUUGAGAAAAGGCUUUCAACCACCACACAAAAUGACUGUUUGAUCAGUGACUUGAACAAAAAAGACAAAAGUGUUCUCCAAACUAUAUAUGAACGAGCAAAAAAUGAUAUAGCCUCUCUUUUCUAUGUUGCUAAUUCGCUGGUAACGGGACUGGUCAGCAAUUUGGACGAGAAAAUUGCGAUUGACAUUUUGAUGCUUCUAUCGUCGGACAAAAGUUUCCUAUCAGAGCUGGAUUACAUGACAUUGAAGAUGUUGCACUCAGAGAUAAUUAAGGACAUCCAAGACAAAGGUGGUGACAUUCUCAUUAACCUUUGUUUGAAUGCGCCUGUACCAUUGCUCAUCAAAGUGUACCUAAAUAUACUUAAUGUUAACAAAGAAAUAAUACUCAAGCUUAUAUGGCGCAACUCCAAGCGAAAAUAUGCAUCAGAGUAUGUAGAGAUAAUAAAUGUGUAUGAGUGCUUUUUUAGCACGAAUCCCGUCUUGGACGAGAUGUCGUUCAAAAUUGUGCAGUUGCAUGUAUGUGAACUUGUUAGAGAAGUGGGAGAAAAGGUUUUAGAACUGCCCACCUCCGGAGUUUUAAGAAAAAUUUUAUGUGGUAUGUUAGAGCAUACAUAGCAGUAACGAUUGUAAAAACGGACGGAUCAUGGAAUAUAGCGUGUUGCAAUAAAUCAGCUAAUAAACUUGGUUGUGCCGCUGACUAAAAUUCUUGCUGGAUGGUAUUUAACGGCUGUAAAAAGUGUUGUUAGGGUACAAACAGAGGAGAAGCGG
Molecule: messenger RNA, 3666 nt
Organism: Vavraia culicis subsp. floridensis
Lineage: Eukaryota; Fungi; Microsporidia; Pleistophoridae
Exons: 1
Coding region: 1-3513 (1170 amino acids)
Source: RefSeq, a predicted model, not a curated record